Ilex paraguariensis (yerba mate) is the source of this 729-nucleotide messenger RNA. The record is from the annotation of a GenBank genome assembly. Lineage: Eukaryota; Viridiplantae; Streptophyta; Magnoliopsida; Aquifoliales; Aquifoliaceae.
AUGACUAAUAGUGAGGUCUCGUUUGGUAAGUCAACACUUUCCAUAGUUCCAAAAGAGGGAAGCCAGCCCACAGUUUUGGAAAGAGGGGAUUUUUCGGGGAAGGAAAAUACUGCUCAGCAAGAAAGAUUGGUGGAUGCUGCUCAGCAUAAGUGUUUGGUAGAUGGAGCCCAGCAGAAUUCCUUGGUUGAUGGUAUUCAAGGAAUGAAGCCCUCUAAUUUUGAAGUUAAUUCAGGAAUUCGAUCCCUCAACCCAGGCUUGAACGCGAUUACUAAUAUUGAUAGGCCUUGCCGUGGUUUUCAAAUGCAAGAAUUGAAAAAAACCAGUGAAGAAGAGCAAUGCUUGUUAAAUGAUCACUGUCUACCAUCUUCAGAUUCCACUUUUUUCAUUGACCAUCACUUUGCUGUUAGAAUAGACUCAAGUACCUCCUUGGAUGAUGAAAUGGACCCUAGUAGGGGUAAUGAUCUCACCCUCCCUCAAAAUCCUCAUACGGGCAUGAUUACUAGAUCAAAAUCUAGCAGGUUUUGCCGCAUGCAAGUAUAUAAUGUCAAACCAAAAUCCAUGGACUCAGAAUCAGGGAAAACAAUUCUCUGUUCCCUAAAUCUCAAUCCAGUUUCUCAAGCUACCAUUAAAGUGAAAUGGGUUUCGUGGCUUUAUCCGCCAGAAGGUAGAUUGAAAUUGAGCAUUGAUGGUGCUUCUAAAGGAAAUCCAGGUGAAUUUGGGGUGGAGUGA